AUAAGGAUAAAUUCAAUUCGUCUCGAUGGCUCGAGCGAAUAAAACCCACAACAUUGGGAUAUGGAGGAAGGAUUGUUCGCUAAAGCCUUCGAUGUGGUUAGAUAGACGGCUACUUGAGAAUCGAUUUAAGGAUUUUACUGUUCGACGACAGGAAACUCGACGACGCAACAGCUUGUUGCUCGGUAGGUCAGACCUGACCCUUUUACAGAAGCCUCAAAAAUAGCAUCCCUAAUCCAAUUAGUUUAAUGGAUUACCUAGAUAUCUCGAAGCCCUGAUGUACAAUAGAAUUUGCAGGAGAGAAGUUACAUAUGAUAUCGCCAGAAGAGACUAUGCAGCACAUUUUACCCUUCGUCGAACAAACCGUAAGACUGUCGACGCGAACCUGGAUGAUAAAAUCGUUACGAAUGGCGAGUUGCAAAACCUGUCGAGCUGCAUUCGUCGGACAUGAUUAUACUAAAUCUGUCAAAGUUCUCUCAAGGGUUGACUCAAUGGGGUCAAUACCGUGGGGAGAUGUGGGAAUCGACAGGUGGUCUGUCGGAUCGAAUAGCUCAAUCAACUACCACCGACCCCCCUCCCCGCCCCCCCAUCGAACGUUUCACCAGAUCAGCGAGGUGCGCCUGGCAAGGGUUUCCUCUUCCCUCGACUCCACAGGUCGUUGUUCGACAUCGUUUUGAAAAAAGGACGCUACGAGAGCGACGACUAGGCGAGACCAAUCCGCAGGCGAAAUGACAUCCGCUCAGUUCAACGGAAAGGACGAAACGCUGGCGGAGAGCAUCGGCCGUCGAAAUUCCAUCCCGAUCAUUCACGCCCGGGGAACCCACUACGAAAUCGGUUUCGACAUUGGACGGACGUUCGCUAGCCUGAUUCAAAACUACGUGAAGAAUUACAGCCCGUUGAACGACGUUUCGUUGCCCUUGUACGAAACCGAUGCGGGGCGCAAAGUUUACGAGGAGACGCUGGACUGCGUUAGGGAACAGUUCCCGCAGUACCUGAGGGAAAUUCAGGGGACCGCCGACGGGGCGAAGGUCCCGUUCCACAAGCUGUUCCUGAUGCACUUGGACGAAAUCGUUCCGAGCGCUACGACCGGCUCCUACGGAACUACGCAGGCCGUCGGCUGCUCCUCCAUCGUCUGCAACCAACCCGGACAGGAAAUCUUGGGGCACACCGAGGACGCCCUUGGCGCCACGCUGAACCACUGGUAUCUGGUGUCCGCGCACGUCGUCGAAGAGGGUCUGAGGGAGGAGAAGUUCACCUCCUUGUCCUACGCCGGUUUCCUGCCCGGCUACACGAUGGGCUACAAUCACCACGGCCUGGUGUACAGCAUCAACACCCUUAGCGCCAAGAAGCUGAGGUCCGGCAAGACUCCCAGGUACUUCAUAACCCGCUCUCUGCUCGGGGUUGAAAACUUUGUGCAAGCGCAGAAGACCCUCAGGAACGAGGGGUACGGGGCGGCGGAGGGCUUCUCGGUGAACAUGACCUUUCUAACGCAGGAGGGUGACAGGAUGUUCCACAACGCAGAGGUGGGCCCCGUAGAGCCCAACGCCACCGAGUCCCAGCUGAGUGUCCUCACCGCCAGCCCCGGAGAGCAGUUCUUCCACUGCAACAAGUACCUGAGACUGCGUGUCUCAGAAGACGACGGUCCCAUCAUCCCGAGCAGCGAGCACAGGAUGGCUGCAAUCUCGCGUCACCCUCCGGCAAAGACUCGCCAGGACAUAAUAAACAUUUUGGGGGACCAGACCGACAACGAGUACAGAGUUUUCCAGGAGUUUGGACCCGACGACCCGAUCAAGACCAUCGCCGUUGGAAUAUUUGACUGCAUCGAGAAGACCUGGUCUAUUUACACGGACAAUCCGAAGACCAACGACCCUGUGGUGGUCAUAUCGCUACAGCUGAAUAACAACAAUACGAUCAACGUUUCAAAAAAUCCAACCCCCGUAAUCGGGAACUAGGAAAUCACAGGAGUACGUAAUGAUUCAUGAGUAUAGGCUGAACGAUCUCCCUGCCACUGCCCGGAAACGUCGUCACGUGGACGAGUCGAGUUUCUAGUAUCUCCCGAACCUUCGUUACACGUGAGUGUUGCGAAUCAGUUUCAAUUUUUAAUUUAUAUGUAAAUAUGGAAAUCGAGAGCUGCGAUGUUAGCGACGAUGGUUACGUUCACUCAAAGACAGGUACGGUCAUUUUAAAAAUAUAAAACAAUUAAUUCCUCUUCGGUUAGCCAGGUAUAUUGAAUAAAAAUACUAAGAAUUAAUGUACACUGAUUAAAUAAAUAUAUUUCACCUUA
Molecule: messenger RNA, 2281 nt
Organism: Athalia rosae (coleseed sawfly)
Lineage: Eukaryota; Metazoa; Arthropoda; Insecta; Hymenoptera; Athaliidae
Gene: tan
Exons: 10
Coding region: 726-1949 (407 amino acids)
Source: RefSeq, a predicted model, not a curated record